AUGACCACUUUGAUCGCGACCACUGUGACGUUAUACCCGUCGCCGGCGAGCUCGAGCCUUAACAGCUCGCUGGCCAGCCCGUCGAGGGCUCCCACUACUGUAACUCAUCUGGUAACUAGAACGUUGGCGUCUGACGAGCCGACAGGCGUUCCGCUGGGGACUUUUGACUCGAACGCGACGUCGGCGUCUGGACUCACGAUCGGCCUUGCGAUAGGGCUGCCUGUGGGGCUGUUCUGCCUUGGGCUCCUGGUGUUUCUGUUCUACUUCUAUUGGAGAGGCAGUGUCCUGGAGUCGAGUGCUGUUGCGAGCGGGUCCCGAGAGGCGGAGAAUCACAUGAAUGAGAAGAGCUGGCUGCCAAAUCUGAUAUAUGGCGGCAGGGAUGCCGACGACAAUUCCAGCUAUCUGAACGUCAAGCGUCUGCCUUCCGUGUCGUCCAAGAUACAGUACAGGAUCUCGCGAGCUGCGCCGCAGCAUAUCUUGACUCCGAAGGCGCCCUUGUGUCGAGAGUCGCACGGUGAUCCGCUGGCGGUGAACGACGAGGUCGAUACUUUCCUCUACUCGCGGCCCCCCAACAUCUACCACAUCGAUUCGAAGAUGCCCUCUACGAACAAUCUUGCGAAUGGAAGCAAGGUGUCGGUCAAUGGUCCGCAUUCCAUAUCCUCCUCGACUGGAGAGGUCAACCCAUUGCGAAGAGCAUCGCGGAAGUGGAGCUACCAGUCUCCCUUGUCCAGAUGGUUUCUCAGGAGUUCGACGUAUUUGCAAGAUGGUCUGACACUUCCGAUGUCCAUAAAGACGCCAACUGUGCAACUAAAGCAGCUGAAAAUCCUCUCUCGGAUCAACAAAGAGUAUGCCAACUCUUGGCAAUUCGUCGACGAUGAAAAGUCUCCAAUACUCGAUAGGAUGGACGAUUGCUCUGACGAGCAGGGCAGCCUCCCUUCGGCUAUGGACGGGGACGGCUGUGCUAUUCAGAAGCCUUCUUCAGGGAUUUACGGCACGAUUGAUCCGCAAACAUUCGAAGUACGAGACGAAGCGAUGGGAGGCGACAGGUCUCUGAAGCUGGGCCCCGCGCCGAGUAAUAUCGAGAAAGGCGGGAAGAACCGGCGACAGAGAAGGCAAAGCCGCCUCAGGCAGCAUCUGCAGCAAAUUUCAAAUGUGAAGCCCCUGCCGGUUAUCCCGAAAAGCACGUCCGGAUCCCAUGGCAGGUUCCAGAUCGGUCGUGUGUAUAAAGUGGUUCAAGAGUACAAAGCAAGGCUUACGGACGAAAUCUGUAUCGAGGCUGGUGAAUUUGUAAAGAUGCUGGCGACUCACACCGACGGCUGGUGUCUCGUUGAAAAGUGCACAAAAGACGGAGUCACGGAAUCUAUCUGCGAAGACAGGAAGGAUAUAAACGACAAAAGUUACUUAAAUGAUGACAGGGGCAUAAUACCUGGCGACUGCUUGCAGCAAGCCAAAUAA
This is a messenger RNA of Torulaspora globosa, 1455 nucleotides long. It is a transcript of the gene FUS1, whose product is annotated as Fus1p. The transcript has a single exon. The record is from RefSeq and is a predicted model, not a curated record. Bases 1 to 1455 code for a protein of 484 amino acids. NCBI's taxonomy places the organism in Eukaryota, Fungi, Ascomycota, Saccharomycetes, Saccharomycetales, Saccharomycetaceae. Gene Ontology annotation, molecular function: protein binding.